GUUUGAAAAAAUGUAAUGUGUUGCUGUUUGUUUGUAGGCUUUGCAUGGGUGACGCUGGCCACAAAUGACUCCUAUUCUCUGGGAGCUCUGGUGCUGGCACACUCUCUCAAGCGGGUCAACACAGCUCAUCAGCUGGCCAUUCUCAUCACUCCUGGCGUCACUGAAGCUAUGAGGACACAACUGAGCGCAGUAUUCAACGUGGUCAAGGAGGUGGAUGUGCUUGAUUCGAAAGACACAGCCAACCUGGCUUUGCUGGCGCGGCCUGAGUUGGGUAUCACAUUCACAAAACUGCACUGCUGGCGUCUCACGCAGUACGACAAAUGCGUCUUCCUAGAUGCCGAUACACUUGUUCUGCAAAACUGUGACGAACUGUUCGAAAGAGAAGAGCUGUCAGCUGCUCCCGGGGGUUGGCCUGACUGCUUCAAUUCGGGAGUGUUUGUCUACAAGCCCUCAGACGAGACCUUCAAGGCCAUUUCUGAUUUCGCCCUCGUGCAUGGCACAUUCGAUGGUAAUUCAAUUGAACAUGAACCAAUUAUUCUGUAAACGUUAAGAA
Messenger RNA from Nilaparvata lugens (brown planthopper), 553 nucleotides. Its product is annotated as glycogenin-1-like. The record is from RefSeq and is a predicted model, not a curated record. NCBI's taxonomy places the organism in Eukaryota, Metazoa, Arthropoda, Insecta, Hemiptera, Delphacidae. Gene Ontology annotation, molecular function: glycosyltransferase activity. Gene Ontology annotation, cellular component: cytoplasm.